AAGAGGCGAGUUCGAGAGCGGGGAGGAGCAGGCGAGGCAAGAUGAAUCCAACGCCUCUCCCGCUCAGAAGCAAGACCGGCGCGGCGCUUUCCACGCUCCCGGCUGGGUCGCUGCAGGAUAACCUUCUACUUCUGAGAAAUGCCAACUGAAGACUCUAAAAUUAUAUAUGUGAUCGAGUUCCAGAGAAAGGCCGUUCAAUUCCUGAAGGUUCUAAAUACUCUCUGAAAUGCUGAAAAGGAAACUUCGUCACUGUCAUAUCCUACGCUUCAAGUUCCUCCUGGUGUUAGUUUUUACAGCAGGGGCUUUGUCCCUUAUCAAAAUUCACCAGAAACCAGAUUAUUUGCGUCGUGAGCAUCUGGACCUUGUAGGUGAAUACCCCAAUAAUAAUGUAAACUGCACCAAGAUAUUGCAGGGUGAUGCAGAGGAAAUUCAGAAAGUAAAACUUGAAUUAUUAACUGUAUCUUUUAGGAAAAGCCCUAAACUAACAACAAAUGAUUAUAUUAACAUGACAACUGAUUGUGCCUCUUUUAUAAAGAGACGGAAAUAUAUUAUGGAACCUCUGAGCAAAGAAGAAGCGGAAUUUCCACUUGCAUAUUCAAUAGUGGUUUAUCACAAAAUUAAUAUGCUUGAUAGACUUCUGAGAUCUAUAUAUGCUCCCCAAAAUUAUUAUUGCAUCCAUGUGGAUAAGAAGUCUCCAGAAUCUUUCUUGGCUGCUGUGAAGGGGAUUGCUUCGUGUUUUGACAACGUCUUCAUUGCCAGCCAACUAGAGAGUGUAGUGUAUGCUUCGUGGAGCAGAGUGCAAGCAGAUCUCAACUGCAUGAAAGAUCUCUACAGGAGAAGUGCAAGCUGGAAGUACCUGAUCAACCUUUGUGGCAUGGAUUUCCCAAUCAAGACCAACCAGGAAAUAGUAGAGAAGCUAAAAGCUCUCAAGGGUGAAAACAGCUUAGAAACAGAGAAAAUGCCUUCAUACAAGGAGAUACGGUGGAAGAAGCAUUAUGAAAUUGUUGAUGGUAAAGUGAAGAAUAUGGGUGUAGACAAACAACAGCCACCUAUCAAUACACCUAUUUUCUCUGGCAGUGCCUACUUUGUUGUUAGUAGGAGGUUUGUUGAAUAUGUAUUAGAAAACAGCAAAAUCCUUGCUUUCAUAGAAUGGACUAAAGACACAUAUAGUCCCGAUGAAUACUUGUGGGCUACUAUUCAACGAAUUCCUGAUGUGCCAGGUGCUGUUUCUGCUAGUGACAAAUAUGAUGUGUCUGAUAUGAAUGCCCUUGCCAGAUUUGUCAAGUGGCAUUACUUUGAGGGGGAUGUGUCCAAAGGUGCCCCAUAUCCACCCUGUAAUGGGAUUCAUGUCCGUUCUGUGUGUGUCUUUGGAGUUGGAGACUUGAACUGGAUGUUGCGCAAGCACCACUUUUUUGCUAACAAGUUUGACAUUGAUAUUGAUCCCUUCGCAAUUCAGUGCCUGGAAGAGCAUUUAAGAGAUAAAGUUCUGUAUCAACGCAGACAUUAAAACGUAAAGUUCUGUAUGGUAUGAAACCUUUCCCUCUGAAAAGAAAGUCAAAAAGAAGAUAGUAGCUGUUUGUUAAUAACAGCAAGUUGUGGCUUUCUUUUUACUUGUGCUUUUUUCCCAAAGAGAACAAAACUCACAGGAUGGUUACUUAGGUGCUGGCACUGAUUUCAUGUACUUCCCCUUGACUGUCCAAUGUCCCGUAAGGAUGCCCAUCUCUUGUUAGUCCAUUGUUAUUCCAAUAUAGGUAUAAAACCUCAA
Messenger RNA from Eublepharis macularius, 1765 nucleotides. It is a transcript of the gene GCNT1, whose product is annotated as glucosaminyl (N-acetyl) transferase 1. The coding region runs from base 227 to 1507 and encodes 426 amino acids. The transcript is spliced from 2 exons. Gene Ontology annotation, molecular function: beta-1,3-galactosyl-O-glycosyl-glycoprotein beta-1,6-N-acetylglucosaminyltransferase activity. Gene Ontology annotation, cellular component: membrane. NCBI's taxonomy places the organism in Eukaryota, Metazoa, Chordata, Lepidosauria, Squamata, Eublepharidae. The record is from RefSeq and is a predicted model, not a curated record.